Trifolium pratense (red clover) is the source of this 1084-nucleotide messenger RNA. Its product is annotated as transcription initiation factor TFIID subunit 9. The record is from RefSeq and is a predicted model, not a curated record. Gene Ontology annotation, biological process: DNA-templated transcription initiation; RNA polymerase II preinitiation complex assembly. Lineage: Eukaryota; Viridiplantae; Streptophyta; Magnoliopsida; Fabales; Fabaceae. Gene Ontology annotation, cellular component: transcription factor TFIID complex; SAGA complex. Bases 330 to 869 code for a protein of 179 amino acids. Gene Ontology annotation, molecular function: RNA polymerase II general transcription initiation factor activity; transcription coactivator activity; protein heterodimerization activity. The transcript is spliced from 3 exons.
GUGUAAUUAGUAAUCCUCUUCCUUUUAUUCUACCUAGGUUUAUCACUGCAAAUCGAAGCCCAAUCCUCUUUCCUUCAAUCUUUACCAUCAAAGCAAAAAAAAAAAAAAUUAAAAUCAACCAAAAUCUUUGACCCCAAGAGAAAAAAAAAAACACAAAUUUCACACCAGAAUCAGAAGAAUCAUCGUUGUUGUGUUGUGUUGUGUUGUGUUGUGUUGGGUUUGAACUUUGAAGUAACUCUCUCUCUCUCUCUCUCUCUCUCUCCCUCUCUGUGUCUGUCUGAAACCACCAUAGACGGAAGCUUCGACUACCUCACAGCGGGGCAUCUUCUAUGGCAGAUAAUGAAGAAGACUUGACAAUGCCAAGGGAUGCAAAGAUUAUCAAAUCUUUGUUGAAAUCAAUGGGUGUAGAGGAAUAUGAACCUCGUGUUAUACACAAGUUUCUCGAGCUAGGGUAUCGCUAUGUUGUUGAUGUGUUAACAGAUGCCCAAGUGUAUUCAGAGCAUGCUAGCAAGUCUACAAUUGAUAUUGAUGAUGUUAAGCUUGCCAUUCAAUCUCAAGUUAACUUCAGCUUCUCGCAACCACCCCCUCGUGAGGUACUUCUGGAGCUGGCGCAAAACCGCAACAAGAUACCAUUACCAAAGUCUAUAGCAGGACCUGGUUUUCCACUUCCACCUGAUCAGGACACAUUAAUUAGUCCCAACUACCAAUUUGCUUUUGCAAACAAAAGGUCUGCCGAACCUAUAGAAGAAACAGAGGACGAAGAAGCUAUCAAUGCCGAGCCCAACCCACCUCAAGAAGACAAGACAGAUGCGCAACAAAAUCCCAAUCAAAGAGUGUCGUUUCCACUGCCUAAACGCCAAAAGGAUUGAUUUCAAGUCCCAUAUGUAAUCGAUGCUUUAUUAGUAGGUGAUGGUUGUAACAAAUUGCGAAUUGUAAGGUACACUGAUCACCCAUGCGGGGUGAUUCAUUGCGAAUGAGACUAUAUAUGUAAUUUUAUUGUAACUGUGAAGGAUUCAACUUUCUGAAUUUACUUUCUAGUGAGGAUUUUUUAUGAAUGUGUUCAAUAUUUCAUCUUUUACAAUAA